Molecule: messenger RNA, 732 nt
Organism: Rhizoctonia solani
Lineage: Eukaryota; Fungi; Basidiomycota; Agaricomycetes; Cantharellales; Ceratobasidiaceae
Product: eukaryotic translation initiation factor 4E type 2
Exons: 4
Coding region: 1-732 (243 amino acids)
Biological process (GO): translational initiation
Cellular component (GO): eukaryotic translation initiation factor 4F complex
Molecular function (GO): RNA 7-methylguanosine cap binding; translation initiation factor activity
Source: RefSeq, a predicted model, not a curated record
AUGGCUGGUAACCCAGGCUAUUUCUCCAACCACAGCCAAACCCGCUUGACGAAUACUACUGGAAGCAAUAAUAAUCCAUCUCCUGUGUCUACCCCUGCUCCAUCUGGCCCCAACGGAAACUCUCUGACGGGACCUAAUUCUCGAUCUCGGAGUACAUCAGGCGCCGCACCUCCGUCUGCCGUGCGCUCUAAACAUUUUUCUCUUUCCGUAACUGGGACCGAAAGGCCAUCUGGAGAAAAAGGACGUGGCACGAGCGCAGAUCGCACGGGCAAUGGCAGUGGCUUGGCUGCAGUUCAUCCACUCAAAUCCACCUGGGUGAUCUGGUUCCACCAGCGCCAAAACAGAACACCACAGACACUCAUUAAUUAUGAGGAGGGAAUCAAGCGUGUGACUGCUUUUAGCUCCGUCGAAUCGUUUUGGUCCAUCUUCACUCACCUGAACCCCCCAUCAAACCUCCAACCAACUACCGACUACCUCAUCUUUCACUCCGGAGUUCAGCGGCCCGUUUGGGAGGACCCGAUGAAUGUAAAAGGCGGAAAAUGGAGUAUCCGUUUGCGCAAAGGUGUCGCAGACAGGCUCUGGGAGGAUCUCAUACUUGCUCUCAUUGGUGAUCAAUUCGAGGACGAGGACGAGGUCUGUGGAUGUGUCCUUAGCGUGCGCAUCCAAGAAGAUAUCAUUAGCAUUUGGAACAAGGACGAGAGUAAUAGCCAGGUGUUAAAUAGGAUACGGUGA